AUGACAGGCGAACAGAUUAUUUCUCCUGGAGCCAAGCAAGGGAUGCUUCCUCUUGUUGUCCCUCUAUCCAAGAAUAAUUCAGGUUCAGUAACUGCAUUGUUAAGAUGGCCAACUGCUCCCACUGGGAUGGAGAUGCCUGUAGUAGAGGUUCGCAAGUAUGGCGUGUGGCUUUUGGCUAAGAAUGUCGAGCAGUAUAUCAACAGAAUAUUAGUAGAAGAAGAUGUCAAGAACUCUAAAGAAAGAAAUGAUGAGCUGUUUCAUGUUUCAUUUCCUGCUGCGAAUAAGUUCUAUGAGAAGGGUGAUUUUGUUGCAUCUCAGUUGUCAAGCAUAGAGAGCUACCUUUUGAAGAAGGUGGGUUUGUUUCCAGACAUAUUAGAACGCAAAGUUAAGCAGCAUUUUGACAACGGAGACCAUGUUUCAGCUAUGGUGACCGGGGAAUUCUACACUAAGAGGGAGCACUUUCCAGGAUUUGGGCGUCCCUUUGUCUUUAAUGCAGAAGUUUUGUUGAAGGUUGGACGAAAUGUAGAAGCCAAAGAUUCUGCAAGGGUGGCUUUGAAAUCACCUUGGUGGACAUUGGGAUGUGAGUAUCAGGAAGUUGCUGAUAUGGCUCAAUGGGAGGACGAGCAAAUUGAGUUCAUCCAAGAGAAAGUGUCAGAUGAGGGAAGGCAAGAAGAUCUGAAAAAGGGAAAAGAACCUGCUCAGAUUGCACUGGACGAAGCUGCCUUUUUAUUGGAUUUAGCUUCUGUUGAAGGGACAUGGGAUGCAUGCGUAGAGAGGGUUGCUGACUGUUACAGCGAGGCUGGGCUUCAUGAUAUUGCGAAAUUUGUUCUUUACAGAGACUAGUAUUAGAUUUGAGCAUGAAAUCUAUGCAUUUGUGCUUUUAUGCAUUCAAUUUUUGUUCUACCAAUGCCUACUGCGACUUAUGGUUAAGAGAGCAUUUGAAUCACAAAAAUCAAAAUAAUUAUUUCUGCCAAAAUUGGAUUUUUUUCCAUAUGGCUUCUUGAUUACGGAAGACAAAAUUAUACCCAAAAAAAUAAAAAAAAUUGUUCCAUGUUUCAUUUAUGUGUAAUGUGUACAGGUUUUGCUUCUAUCACAUUUCUGAUAAUACAGGUUUUCCCCAACUCACUGGGGUAUUGCUAUCGAACUGAUGUGGGAGGCCCUGCCAUUUUAUGUUGCGAUUACAUCAGAAAUCCUUGUACCGUGUUUCAAUUGGCUAACAUUGAUCCAGCAAAGCCUUUCAUGAACAUGUAUUUUAGAAGAUACUUGCGAGAAGUAUCUCUUUGCGAUGGCAUUUCUAGCAGUUGCUGGAAUAAAAUCGGCAAUUUCUGAUUAAUUUCACAAUUUCAUAACAUUUUUGUUGCUCUGAUUCUAUUCCGUUUCCGUUUUUCUUGGUUUUAUACAGAUGGACAACACGAUAUGGUUGUGUAUUUAUCUUCUUCAUUCCUCUCUAUACAGUAUGCACAUAUUAGACAACAAUAUUUCGGAUGAGCAACACAAACAGCACUAACUAUAAAGUUUGUAUCCACCAACCCUCUUCUAGAUCAUGGGAAAGGUGUUUUCUUGCCAUUACUUCUCUUUUUCCACCAGAUUAACUUUUUUAGAAAACUCUUGCUGUCUUUUUUCUUACGAGGGACAAUAGCCUUGUGAACAAUUGCAUUUCUGUCUGCAUCAUGACCAGUUUCAUUUAGAUCGGUAAAGUUACUCACAGGCUCUGAUGUUGCAUUGUUGCUAAAAGCAGAAUUAUCGUGUCCAUUCUCAGUAGCAUCUUCUGUUUUGGGUGAGACACCAAUUUGAACAUUAUUGUCUUCUGCUAACAUCUUAUCUAGUAGGGACAGUCUUUGGUUUCCAUUUCCUUUAGAAGUUGACAUGCGGGUAAUAACAAGAUCAGCCGGUGUUGAUAAAACCUUUUCAAAAAGGUCUGCAUCUUUAGGGGAAGCCAAUGCCUUUAAUUGCUUCCCCAGAUUUCGGAGGGUUUCUUGGCACUCAGCCAAUUUAUCUGAAGCCGAAGUAAUUUCCGCAUCAUUUUGAAGUUGACUUUUGUCAUUUGUAACUUCUUUGCUUCUCUC
Messenger RNA from Striga asiatica, 2066 nucleotides. The record is from the annotation of a GenBank genome assembly. Lineage: Eukaryota; Viridiplantae; Streptophyta; Magnoliopsida; Lamiales; Orobanchaceae.